UUUUCUGAUGAACUCUGUCUCAAAUUCAAUAUUCAAGUCUGGAUUUCUUAGUUUCUUACGAUGAUUUUCCAGGUAUAUUUUCUCAAUUGAAUCUGCUUUCAAGCUUGUUAAUGGCCUGGAAAUUAUUGUCCAUAUUUAGAAGGAUGACUAUUCACUGUCAGCAACAGCAUCUUUCCGAACUGAACGGUCCUUCGUUCGUCGCCUUCGCGGCGCCGAACAGAUCGAGAUAUAUGCGCGCAGAGAGCGUGGUAAUCUCCGCCCAUUGUCGGGUGUCGCCUGGCCUCUGCCAUCUUCUUAAUUAUCCUCCCUUGGAGUUCCUUAUUCUGUUCCUUGCUCGGCGAUUUGCUAUUAUGGAAGGGCCGAAAUUGGUCGCAAUCCCAUAACGUUGACGUUUUUAUUUAGGCAUUUGAUAUAACCUGCCAGGAAAGCGAAAGCUAGGAUCUUCCGUUGCGUUCGUAGCCAAAGCUCACGGCGAACGAGCAAAGGCGAGGAACCGUGCAGAUGGAAUGGAAAUGGCUGGGAAAGUUGGGGUCGGCGGCCGUGCUUGGAUUAGUUUGCCUCUUGGUAUCAUUAGCAGUGGUGUCGUCGGAGCGGAGCAUUGGAAUUGAGGGGUUGAGGGGGACAAAGAGUACUGUUCAGGAAGAGGAUAUUGAAUUUAAUUAUAUUGCAAACUCGCUUCUUUUUCUAUGGCAGAAUGAUAAAAAUUCUUACAAACCUGUUUGUCCGCCCAUGGAAUUCGGGUGGAAAAUUGCGGUGGGUUCCAUGAUUGGGUUCUUUGGAGCAGCGUUUGGUAGUGUCGGGGGCGUUGGUGGGGGUGGAAUUUUCGUGCCCAUGCUCGCUCUCAUCGUUGGUUUUGAUCCCAAGUCUGCUACAGCAAUCUCAAAGUGCAUGAUUAUGGGUGCAGCUGGUUCUACUGUUUACUACAACCUUAAGUUGAGGCAUCCAUCUUUACAUAUGCCCGUCAUUGACUAUGAUCUAGCUUUGCUCAUUCAACCCAUGCUUAUGCUAGGGAUCAGCAUCGGCGUCAUUUUUAAUGUUGUCUUUCCUGAUUGGAUGGUCACCGUCCUCCUAAUUGUCCUAUUUAUCGGGACCUCGACCAAGGCUUUCAUGAAAGGUGUUGACACAUGGAAACUGGAGACAAUUCUUAAAAGGGAGGCUGCUAAACGCUUGGUACCUAGUGAGCGCGAAGACAUCGAGUAUGAACCUCUUCCUAUGACUCCUACUAACAAUGAACAAAAAGGUGCAGCAGUGACAACAGAACUGGAGGUUCCACUUCUUCAAAAUAUAUACUGGAAGGAGCUCGGCCUUCUUGUGUUUGUAUGGAUGUCAUUUCUUGCACUACAAAUUGCAAAGAACUCUACAGCUACAUGUUCCACAUGGUAUUGGAUAUUAAACUUCCUACAGAUACCCAUCUCAAUCUCAGUUACUUUGUAUGAAGGAAUUGGUUUGUACAGAGGGGAAAGAGUGAUUGCCUCCACGGGAGUUCAAGGUUCAAACUUAAAAGUAAGCCAAUUGUUGGUAUACUGCUUUUCCGGAGUAAUUGGCGGUAUAGUAGGCGGACUACUUGGUCUAGGAGGUGGUUUUAUUUUGGGUCCAUUAUUCUUGGAACUCGGCAUCCCUCCUCAGGUUUCUAGUGCAACAGCAACUUUUGCCAUGACUUUCUCCUCAUCCAUGUCGGUCGUUGAAUACUACCUUCUAAAACGUUUUCCAGUCCCAUAUGCUGCCUACUUUCUCCUUGUGGCCACAGUUGCUGCCUUUGUGGGGCAACAUGUAGUCAGGAGACUGGUUCUUUUAAUCGGGAGGGCGUCUCUUAUCAUCUUCAUUCUCGCUUCAACAAUCUUUAUUAGUGCCAUCACUUUAGGUGGUUUUGGUAUUAUCAACAUGAUCCAAAAAAUCAAGCAUAAUGAGUACAUGGGUUUUGAGGACCUUUGCAAAUACGAUGCAUGAAAUGUACAUAUGUUCAAUGACUUUGUUUUUUGUUAAAUUUGUAGCUUUUAAUCUCCUAUUAGGAGGCAAAGGCUCUAGCUUAGUAAGAAUUGGACACUAUUUUAUUGGAGUAGGAAAUAGUCGCUGGUAAAUAUUCUUCUUGGAUAUUAUGCUUCUGUAGGGUUGUAUUGGAUUCAAUACAUUUUUAUUUGAUUGUCGUAUCAAUAUCUUCGCCAUGGAGUGGGUAAUUGUAAUGACAUUCUA
Zingiber officinale is the source of this 2190-nucleotide messenger RNA. Its product is annotated as sulfite exporter TauE/SafE family protein 3-like. The transcript has 12 exons. The record is from RefSeq and is a predicted model, not a curated record. NCBI's taxonomy places the organism in Eukaryota, Viridiplantae, Streptophyta, Magnoliopsida, Zingiberales, Zingiberaceae. The coding region runs from base 502 to 1947 and encodes 481 amino acids. Gene Ontology annotation, biological process: protein ubiquitination. Gene Ontology annotation, cellular component: Cul4A-RING E3 ubiquitin ligase complex; membrane.